GGCUGGCUCUAGUUGCUUGUGGAGAGACUCGACGAACAAGAGGAUGUGGUCGUGUUGUCGCACAAAUAGCCCAGGCUCAGGACACAAGAGAGAGUGGAGUGGAGGCCUUGUCCAAAUACAGACACACUGGGACACCUGUCGCCCCCUGAGCCUCAGGCGUAUUAACACAAGGAUCCCAAGUGUGACACGGAAGAGCCCAGGACAGGGUGCAAAUGAGUUUGCCCCCCGGCUGGAAGAGGCCCGCCGGGCGGGGAGCCUGGAGCCAGGCACCCUGAAGAAGCUGGUGAACCAGCUGGUGCCUGCCCAUCGCCGAGGGGACCCCUUCUUCGUGCCCGCGUUCCUGUCCACCUACAGGAGGUUCGCCACCACGCGGCAGGUGCUGGAUCUGCUGUUCCUCAGGUACAGGUUCUUCCACCCCGACUCUGAGGAGGACCAGCAAAACAAGAGCGCUCUGAGCUCCCUCCUGGAGACCUGGCUGCUCCAGUACCCAGGAGACUUUUGCCACUGCCCAGACCUGGCCAGCCUGAAGCAGCUGGUGGCCUAUGCACUCGUCAACCUGCCAGACUCGCAAAUCAUCCCACAAGUGUGCGGACUCCUGAGCCGACCCGGAGCCCACUAGGUGCGAAGGAUCUCCAGGCUGGUCGUCAGGCUGCAGGACAGCUCAGGACACUCCACCUUGCAGGAAGGACUCCAGCAUCCCGGCCCUCCCUCCUGCACCUGGAA
Chinchilla lanigera (long-tailed chinchilla) is the source of this 723-nucleotide messenger RNA. RefSeq names its product ral guanine nucleotide dissociation stimulator-like. The transcript has 5 exons. Lineage: Eukaryota; Metazoa; Chordata; Mammalia; Rodentia; Chinchillidae. The record is from RefSeq and is a predicted model, not a curated record. The coding region runs from base 44 to 619 and encodes 191 amino acids.